AUGAUGCUUUAUCUGAGAGCAGCCCUAUUUGGAGCAGUCAUCUGCUAUCUGACAGAUGUGACGUCAGCACAAGACAAAAAGAUUGACAUUCUGGAUCAAGUUAAGGAUGUUAUGAGAUUUGCAAAGGAGAAAGGAGAACGAACGGUCAAGGAAAAGAAAGAACAGAGGAAACAUUUCUUUGAUAGUGGCGUAGACAAACACAACCAUGGCAAUAGUGUAAGACAGCUUCACCAGCUGAAGAUGUCAAGUCCCGAGACUCGGGCGAAGGAGGAACAAGCCAUUCAGUCACUGGCUGCAACCAGGGAACUCCAACAGCUAACUGGCAUGAGCCUACAGGAGAUCCAGGAUUCGGAAGAGAUCGUGUCGGAGUGGCGAAGGCAGACACAGUGCCCGAGCGUAAUAACGGCGCCUCAAUGUCCGACGACCAGCUCGUUAUACCGCACAAGCAACGGUCAAUGUAAUAAUCUACAGAACCCGGACUGGGGCUCAGCCGGCAUCUCACAGAGACGCUAUCUCGAUGCCAAAUACAGCGACGGUAUCGGUUUACCAAGAAACAUAAGCAGCAGAGAUUCCACUGCACUGCCUAGCGCUCGCGUUGUCAGCAAUGUUCUGUUUGUGAACACGAGUUCACAAAGAACAGAUAGCGAGAUGUCUCUAAUGGUUAUGGCAUGGGGACAGUUUCUAGACCACGACAUCACACUCACGCCCACUGCGGCAGGUGAAGAAGGAUCACAAAUUGAUUGCUGUGACACGACCGGUACCGGAAGAGACGAGUGUUUCCCAAUAACCAUCCCGACGAAUGACCAACAUUUUAGGACCAAUUGUAUGUCCUUUGUAAGGUCGUCCGCCGCUGUGGACUCUUGUGAUCCAGCUAUGCGACAGCAGACAAAUGCUAUCACGUCAUUUGUGGACGGGUCUAAUGUGUACGGAUCUUCCGCAGCUGAGACCACUAAUCUCAGACAAUUCCGCAAAGGAAAGCUGAAGUCUUCGCAAGGAAACCUGCCCCCAGCUGGAAGUGAGGACUCAUGUAUUGUGUCUAAGACAGGGGAUUUUUGUAUCGAAACGGGUGACGUCCGAGCCAAUGUUGUGCCACAUCUCGGGGCAAAUCACGUGCUGUUCUUCCGAGAGCACAACCGUAUUGCCAAAGAGUUGUCUACCUUGAAUCCACAAUGGAACGACGAGAAGACGUUUGAGGAGACACGAAAGAUUAUAUCUGCGCUUCUCCAGCAGAUAACGUACUACGAAUGGUUACCCAGCAUCCUGGCACCAGAAUUUCUGGAGAUUUACAACCUAAAGCGUUCAAAUAGAGACCCGUACAGCGCAAGCGUAGACCCCACCAUAAAGAACUCGUUCGCUGUGGCGGCAAUGAGGUACGGACACUCUCUUGUGAGCGGGGUCCAGGCAUUCCUGCUCCACGACUUCAUGACAUACGAAGUAAAGCCCAUUGAAGAGACGUUCUUUAAGCCCUCAAUGGUCGUAGGUAACCGCGGAAAUGACGUUCCAAUGCUUGCACGGUGGGUCUGCGCAAACGAAUCAAUGAAAAGAGACAGGAUUUUGGAGCGCGGUAUCCGUGACCUUCUUUUCCUUGAUUCUGAAGGUCACAGCUUUGACCUCGGUGCACUAAACGUCCAGAGAGGACGAGACCACGGUGUACCAUCCUACAAUGACUGGCGCGAGUGGGCGGGACUCCCCAGGGCAACGGCAUUUAGUCAGUUAUCGGAGCAUACUAAACGGGAGAUCCGUUUAUUGCAAAAGGUUUACAACCAUGUGGACGACAUCGAUCUUUUCGCCGGCGGUAUCUCUGAGAGGGACGUUAGUGGCGGUCACCUAGGACGAGUUUUCAGCCAUAUCUUUGCACGUCAAUUCUCAGAACUGAAGGCUGGAGAUAGAUUCUUCUAUGAAAGGCCCACAGCGGAAGGAUUCACCAAGGACCAAUUGGCAGAGAUCAGAAAAGUGAAGUUGUCCAAAGUCAUGUGCGAAAACUUCGGACUCGAUUUGAUUCCAGAAAACGUCUUCAAGUUGGUUGGCAUUGCCAGGACAAAGAAAUCGUGCGAGUCACUGCCUGGUAUGGAUCUAUCUAAGUGGAUAUCUGGAAAUGGAAGUGGAGAUGAUGGUGGUACAUGUAGUGGUAGCGGACAUGGUAGUGGUAGUGGUAGUGGACAUGGAAGUAGAGAUGGUAGUGGUAGUGGAAAUGGUAGUGGUAGUGGUAGUGGACAUGGAAGUGGAAGUGGGCAUGGUAGUGGUAGUGGUAGUCGACAUGAAAGUGGUAGUGGUAGUGGACAUGGUAGUGGUAGUGGUAGUGGACAUGGAAGUGGAGAUGGUAGUGGUAGUGGAAAUGGUAGUGGUAGUGGUAGUGGACAUGGAAGUGGAAGUGGGCAUGGUAGUGGUAGUGAUAGUGGACAGGGAAGUGGAGAUGGUAGUGGUAGUGGACAUGGAAGUGGAGAUGGUAGUGGUAGUGGAGAUGGUAGUGGACAUGGAAGUGGUAGUGGAGAUGGAAGUGUUAAUAGUAGUGGUAGUGGAGAUGGGAGUGGAGAUGGUAGUGGUAGCGGACAUGGUAGUGGUAGUGGACAUGGUAGUGGUAGUGGACAUGGAAGUAGAGAUGAUAACACUAGUGGAAAACGGAGACCAUAG
Messenger RNA from Mizuhopecten yessoensis (Yesso scallop), 2631 nucleotides. Its product is annotated as myeloperoxidase-like. The record is from RefSeq and is a predicted model, not a curated record. Gene Ontology annotation, molecular function: heme binding; peroxidase activity. Lineage: Eukaryota; Metazoa; Mollusca; Bivalvia; Pectinida; Pectinidae. Gene Ontology annotation, biological process: response to oxidative stress. The coding region runs from base 1 to 2631 and encodes 876 amino acids. The transcript is spliced from 13 exons.